CGCUAUGGACGUAUUGAGGCCAGCACUCAUUAACAUCAAUGGCAGGAUUUACCGCAGAAAUCCUGUUAAAGAAGAACAUUAUGAAGAUGAAGAGGAGGAAGCUUUCUCAUACUCUGGACCAGGCUUGAGUUUACACAGAGUGGUGCGAAAACCAAAAAACAUCCUGUUUGCGGAGGGUCUGCAGGCUGAAACACCUUGUUGAUGAGAGACAUCAGAGGGGAAUGGCCAUACUGGACUAUAUCAGUGACCAGUGCAUGGAUGAACCUUGUGACACGAGUAACAUUGAGCAGACAGACCAGGGCUUUCGCUGUGCCAUAGAGGUCCCGAGUGUUCUUUACAAGUACAUCAUUGGAAAGAAAGGCGAGACACGGAGACGACUGGAAGCAGAGACUAAAACUACAAUCAUCAUUCCAAAACAAGGAGUAGAAGGACAGAUAGUGAUCACAGGCUCUCAUAAGGCAGCAGUAGCGUCAGCUGUAACACGUGUCGAGGUUUUGAUCGAGAGCUUCCGCAGGAAACAGCCGUUCUCUCACUUUCUGUCCUUCGCUCUGAACCACCCACCGAUUCAGGAAGGGUUUAAACGCUUUAAAGAGGAAGUUUUGGAUCACUGCUCUCAGGAUAUGAGAGUGGAUGCGAGCAUCUUUCAAAAUCAAGCGAAGCUGCACCUCACCAUAGGAACCCUUGCACUCCUAAAUGAACAGGAAGUGAUGCGAGCAUCUGAACUUCUCACACAGUGUCAAGGUUUCAUCAGAGACAUAACAGAAGGAAAGCCAUUAGCUCUGGAGGUGAAAGGAAUAGAGUACAUGAAUGAUGAUCCCUCCAUGGUGGACGUCCUGUAUGCCAAAGUGUGUGUUCAGGAUGGCUCUGACAAACUGCAGCAGAUCGCAGACAGGCUGGUGGAGUGUUUUGUAGCAGCAGGACUGAUGGUGAAAGAGUGGGACAGAGUGAAGCUUCACGCUACUGUCAUGAACACAUUGUUCAGGAAGGAUCCCUCAGCCGAGGAUAAAGGAGGUGCAGGAAGGCCCAGUGUGAAAGAUCGAGAAGCUUUUGAUGCCAGGAACAUUUUGGAGAGAUUUAAGGAGUUUUAUUUUGGUAAAUGUCAAUUGGACUCGGUGCAGCUCUCUCAGAGAUUCUCCUCCGACUGUACAGGAUACUACUCAUCUGCUGGAAGAGUCACCUUCAUCUGAUCUGGCUGUUCUGUACACACACACACACACACACACACACACACACACACACAAAUUGAAUCAAAUAGACUGCCAGUGAGGGAUUCUUUAUUAUGGAGUGCAUAUAUUCCACUAUUAUGGAUAAUUUUACACUCUCAAAUAUUACACUUUGAAGCCUUAAGGAGAAAUUAUUAAAGGUUCCAACUAGAACCCUUUUAUAUAAUAACCUGAAGUAUCCAAGGAACCACUGAAGGUUUCUUUUUUUCUAAGAGUGUAUAGUUUGGCUACUGAAAGUGCUGUUAGUGAUAUCAGUGGUGCAUGCUUUUGGUGGCAGUAUAAUUUUAUUACAUUAAAAUAAGUUUCAUCAGUC
Molecule: messenger RNA, 1536 nt
Organism: Ictalurus punctatus (channel catfish)
Lineage: Eukaryota; Metazoa; Chordata; Actinopteri; Siluriformes; Ictaluridae
Gene: ascc1
Product: activating signal cointegrator 1 complex subunit 1
Exons: 10
Coding region: 222-1187 (321 amino acids)
Biological process (GO): regulation of DNA-templated transcription; DNA alkylation repair
Cellular component (GO): nucleus
Molecular function (GO): RNA binding
Source: RefSeq, a predicted model, not a curated record